Messenger RNA from Daucus carota subsp. sativus, 699 nucleotides. Its product is annotated as probable prefoldin subunit 4. The transcript is spliced from 3 exons. The record is from RefSeq and is a predicted model, not a curated record. Bases 162 to 545 code for a protein of 127 amino acids. Gene Ontology annotation, biological process: protein folding. Gene Ontology annotation, cellular component: cytoplasm; prefoldin complex. NCBI's taxonomy places the organism in Eukaryota, Viridiplantae, Streptophyta, Magnoliopsida, Apiales, Apiaceae.
GAGAAAAAAAAAAGGUAAAACAACUCUUAAAAUAAAAAUAAUAGACGAAUGGAAAAUCCCUAAUUUCUAGUCCCUGCUAGUUUGCAACUUGUCCCAUCGUCUCCAGUUUCUCACUUAAUUACUACCAGAUUUAUAAUCUUGCCUUCUUCUCCAACUCAAUCAUGCAACAGGGCGGAGGAAGUUCAGACACGGAGGUAACGUGGGAAGAUCAGCAAAACAUCAACAAGUUUGGCAGAUUGAACAAUCGUUUGCACGACCUUCUUGAUGAAAUCAAGAUUGCUAAGGAAACUAACGAAAAUCUCGAGGAUGCAAGCAAUGAGUUGAUACUUACUGACGAGGAAGUGGUGCGCUUCCAGAUCGGAGAGGUUUUUGCUCACGUGUCUAAGGAUGAAGUUGAGACUCGAAUUGAUCAGUUGAAAGAAACGACUGACAAGAGCUUAGAGAAGCUGGAGGAAGAGAAGCAAUCAAUUACCGCACAAAUGGCUGAAUUAAAGAAGAUUCUGUACGGGAAGUUUAAGGAUUCUAUUAACCUCGAGGAGGAUUAGUUUGAUGUUUAUGCUUUCAUGUGGCUUGCUACUCUGUGAAACUUACAUCAAGGUUGUAGAAUUAUCUUCAUGAAUUACAGGCCGAUAUGUUUGUAUACAUAUCAGCAGUGAAAUGAAUUUUGUUACUUUCUCUACAAAGUUUCGUUGCUGCUAA